This is a messenger RNA of Notolabrus celidotus (New Zealand spotty), 1880 nucleotides long. RefSeq lists its product as uncharacterized. The record is from RefSeq and is a predicted model, not a curated record. NCBI's taxonomy places the organism in Eukaryota, Metazoa, Chordata, Actinopteri, Labriformes, Labridae. The transcript is spliced from 11 exons. The coding region runs from base 84 to 1226 and encodes 380 amino acids.
UCUGUACCCCAACCAGGAAGUAGCUCAAAUUCAUUGAAUGAUGUUAGAUACACGCGUGUAGAUGAACUGCACUGCUUAUCAAAAUGCGCUCCAGAACCGAAGCUCAAGCACCGAUGAAUGGACCUGUCAGGUCUGAUAGAAAGGAUCCAGAUCAAAGACCUCGCAACCAAAGUGAAGCUAGAGGCAGAUGGUGGAACAGCUCUUUGCUCCUGAACAUUGGGAAGUGUCUAAUUUUGAUUAUCAUCAUCCCUCCAUUCCUCAACUAUGCAUCACUGCAGAGAGAAGGACAAAUGCUCUUGCCUAAAGAUGGCCUGAUUGUUGAUAUUGGUUUGGGUCAAAAGAUGCAUCUUCUGUGUAAAGGAAAUGGAAUACCAGUUGUCAUACUGGAUGCACCAACAGGAAUGUCCUCAGACGUUUGGUUUCAUGUCCAAGAAAGUGUGGCCACUGUAACAAAGGUCUGUACCUAUGACAGGACAGGAUUGGGCUUUAGCAAGAGGCUGAUGUACAAUGAAACUUCAGGAACUGAGAAAAUCUGGGGAACGUCAACAACUGGACGGAUGGUAGAUGAUCUGCACCAACUUCUGCAGGCUGCUGGCAUACCCAAGCCCCUCAUCCUCGUAGGCUCCGAGCUCGGCGCACUCAAUAGCAGAUUCUACAGCCAUAUUCAUGAUACGCAAGUGUCAGACCUGGUGCUGAUAGAUCCCAUCCCAGAGGACCUUUUCGAGGAGGACCAGUGGACAGAUUACUGGUAUGGUAAGCUGUUGCCAUCCCUCCAAGCAAGGCAGUUUUCUGCAGCAACAGGGUGGAGCCGUAUGCUGCUUAUCCUUGGAGCAAUUGAACCAACUAUUACAGGCGAAAAUUUCUCCGAGGAGUUCAUGCAGCGCCAGAAGUAUCUACUAAGUAACCCGGCCCACCAGAGCAGCGCUGUGGAUGAACAUUACUUUUUGAAUGAAAGUGCAGCACAAGUAAGGGAUAUCUCAAAGUUUAAGCCCCUGAGUAGCCGAACAGCCGUGAGUGUUAUCACUGGGGAAUCCUUUGACCAGCAAAUACCAGAGCACCUAAACCAGAUGGUAGCUAGGCUUCAAAAGAAGCUUCUGGAAGAGCACUACCCAUCAGCCAAUCACAUUCACAUAAAAGGAGCAGACCGGCGAAUGAUCUACAAGGAGCCAUCUGCCAUCAGCCAGCACCUGAGGAGGCUAGUCCACCAACGACAAGGCAAACAGUAGAGCAAGUGAUAGACAGCUUAUAACAGUAACCCAAGCAUAGGCAAAGUGACUGUUAAAUGUGUUAAAUGCUGGAUGGAGUCUACACCACGUCAUAAUGUUUUUGCAAUAUUACACAGGCGUAAUUUCUCAAUUUAAUUUAAACCUCCUUGAGUUCAAUAUUUUCAUUCUGCCAUGUUAAAGACAAGAAAAAUCAGCCCCUUGGUGGCAUCAGCUUCAGUCUUUGGCAUGUUUUGAGAAAAACUACAAACACUGAACCUUUAUUUUUGUACUUUGAUUAAUUUGAUUUAUUUGAUAAAUUGCAAAAAGAGAUGUCUGGCCCCUGCUUUGUUAUUACAUGAAGUCGUACUUUUGAAUCUGUUUCUAACCGAUUUGUUGUUAAUUUCCUGGCACAUCUGUUUUGAUGGGUAGAGGGAGAGCAAAAGACAGACCACACAGCAAUAGUUUAUCCUGAGGAUUUAGGUUUAAUUAUGACACCACAUCAAAAUAAAAAUUUCCAACAGAUCUGGAAUUGAAUUCCAUCGAUAUACAUGCAUAGCAACAACUUUUAAGAAACAUUUUCUCCCAUAAUCAGGACAUUGGAAUGAUCAUUUUACAUCAGUAUUCCCACUGACCUCCCACCCUUCUUGUUUAUCAGCAAUAAACUUAAUUCUUGUA